UUCCCCUGCUCAUCUCAGGCGACUGAUACGGUCGCCAAGACUCCUUCCAUCUCCAUCGCUGGUUUUAACUGCACGCUAUCGAUGCUCGAAGUUGUGUCACUUUCACCGAAGCUGUAGCCCGCUCCCGCUUACUUGCCCGUCGUAUGAGCCCGCUCAACUAUCCGCCCGCUUGGCCCUCCGCUCUCUGCUCGCAUCUCGUCAGUCAUCGUCUCGUCACCCCGCGGGCCAUUGACCCUAUUUUCCGACCACGCUUAGUUCUCUCGGCCUCGGGAUGGUACUCGGUGCUGUUCUCGGGCUUUCAGGCGCUGCCCUCUGCCUCGCGGUGCUUCUCUCGGGUGCGCAGCUACUUCCCUCGGGCUCAGACGCCCUACCCUCCACCUCAAAUAGGUCGAAUGAAAUAGACGGAUGCUGCGUUGUAGCGAGGGUAACAUCCUGCGCCACCAAAAUUCCUCCUUCGCGCCACCGGUAUUCCGAAUCCAGACACAGGCUUUUGUGCUAGGUUCAAUAUACGAGUUGCGCUUCUUUGUUUGCGCAGCGGAUGCUGUUGAACAUGCGAAAGCGUAUCCAGCUUGGCGCACU
Schizophyllum commune H4-8 is the source of this 579-nucleotide messenger RNA. RefSeq lists its product as uncharacterized. NCBI's taxonomy places the organism in Eukaryota, Fungi, Basidiomycota, Agaricomycetes, Agaricales, Schizophyllaceae. The coding region runs from base 144 to 401 and encodes 85 amino acids. The transcript has a single exon. The record is from RefSeq and is a predicted model, not a curated record.